Zingiber officinale is the source of this 3892-nucleotide messenger RNA. RefSeq names its product translation initiation factor IF-2, chloroplastic-like. NCBI's taxonomy places the organism in Eukaryota, Viridiplantae, Streptophyta, Magnoliopsida, Zingiberales, Zingiberaceae. Bases 453 to 3467 code for a protein of 1004 amino acids. The record is from RefSeq and is a predicted model, not a curated record. Gene Ontology annotation, biological process: translational initiation. Gene Ontology annotation, molecular function: GTP binding; GTPase activity; translation initiation factor activity. The transcript has 12 exons.
AGGGAUUUCCUUCAACCACAAACCUUCAUCAUCACAAACGUAUCGACGACAGGCGGAGAGCGAGCCACAUCCUUCUCUACGAGACUACGACAAACAGCAGAUUUCCUUCCUAAAUUUCCCCCUUUUCCCCCUGUUUUUUUGCUUUCGUGGGGGGCAGAAAUAACCGCGAGUCUGCUUCAUGCUGCUCAGGUACUGUUCUCUCCACAACCUGUCGCUGGCCCUUAUCCGCUACCAGGAAAAUCUCUUGGCACAACAUUAGGUUUUUUUUUUUGUGGUUCUUAGAACCUGUAAUCUGAGAUUUUGGUGAAAGUUUGUAUUUUUUUGGCUUAAAAAUCGAACUUUAUUUUGCAUCUUGCCGUCCGAGAUCAAGCUGCGAUCGAAAGAUGGUAUUUUUAUGCUAGUUUGGAGAGAAUCGUUCGUUUGUGUGGCUUCAGGGCUAUUCGUGUGAUGCCAUGGCUUGCCCUGCUUCCCUCGCGUUUUUGGGAGGCGCGAUGGCAGUCUCCCCAGUUCUCCUAGAGGUCUCGCCGACGGCCGUCGCCGUCGGGAGGAUUCACGUUGUUUCUGGGGUUCGAUUCGGUACCUUCCUCAGCCCGAGGCAAUGGCAUCAUCUUGGAGGUCGUGUCUAUAGGUGUAUGGUGACCACUAAUUUAAUCGAGGAAAGGGGGAUUCCGUCAUCUGCCGAUUCCAUAUUGAAGAUCACUAACAGUAGUGGUAGCAGAGACGAGGAUGCUGAUCUCAUUAUCAAGCCUACCCCCAAGCCUAUACUGGCAGCACGCCCCAAUGGCCCAGUAAAUCCUCCAAACACAGCUUCAGCCAUUUGGUCGCCUGACUUGGCUGUUCGAGAGAAGCCAGCAACCUCAUUGGAAGACAGAGAGAAAGUAGUAGAAUCUCUUAGUGAGGUUUUAGAGAAGGUAGAAAAGCUUGAGAAGACCACUAAUUCAGUGAACUUGAGUGAUAAAGCUAUCAAGGAUAAUGGUGUGGCCAAUGGCAGCUCCAAACAAGUUAGGCCACAAAAUGCAACUCCAACUAUAAGGAAAUCGAAGACUGUUAAGAGUGUUUGGCGGAAAGGGAACCCUGUUACAAGUGCACAAACGGUGGUUAAAGAAAUUCCCAAGGGUGAAGUGAAGAGUGAACCCUCUUUAACCAAAGGGACAAAGAUAUUGGGAACUCCUGCUGUAUCCCCUAUCAAGCCUCAAAUGCCUUCUCCAGCCCGACCAAAGCUGCAAGCAAAACCUGCUGUUAUUUCACCCUCCCUUUCUGCAGUGAAGAAACCUGAUGCCCCAAAGGAAAGAAAACCCAUUCUUAUAGAUAAAUUUGCAUCCAAGAAGCCGCCUGUUGAUCCAAUUGCAGCUGCAGUGAUGACAUCAAUCCCUUCAAAGCCAGUAAAAGGGUCCUUGGCAUCCAAAGUCAAAGAUGAGCGUCGGAAGAAAUCUAGUUCUACUAGUGGUUUGCGUAGAAGGCUGGUGGAAGAUGGUGAGAUAUCUGAAGAGGAAGCUUCAGAGCUUAAUGUGCCUAUCCCUGGGGUCAUGGAACAAAGGAAAGGAAGAAAAUGGAGCAAGGCAAGCCGCAAAGCUGCAAGACUUGAAGCAGCUAAAGCUGCAGAACCUGUAAAGGUUGAGAUACUUGAGGUAGGUGAGGAGGGUAUGCUCAUGGAGGAGUUAGCAUACAACUUGGCCAUUAAUGAAGCAGAUAUUCUCGCAUUUCUGUUCUCAAGAGGGGUCAAGCCAGAUGCAGUCCACAUUCUAGAUAAAGACAUGGUUAAAAUGAUAUGCAAGGAAUAUGAUGUGGAAGUAAUUGAAGUUGAUUCAGUUAGAGUGGAAGAGAUGGCAAAGAAGAAAGAAGUACUUGAUGAAGAGGACUUGGACAUGCUAGAAGAUAGGCCUCCUGUAAUUACAAUCAUGGGGCAUGUGGAUCAUGGGAAGACAACAUUGCUGGACUAUAUUCGAAAGAGCAGGGUGGUUGCAUCAGAGGCAGGUGGAAUAACCCAAGGUAUUGGAGCAUACAAGGUUCUUGUCCCAGUAGAUGGGAAGCCUCAGCCAUGCAUAUUUCUUGAUACUCCGGGCCAUGAGGCAUUUGGUGCGAUGAGGGCUCGUGGAGCGAGAGUAACUGACAUUGCAAUCAUUGUAGUGGCUGCUGAUGAUGGAGUUCGCCCACAAACUAAUGAGGCAAUUGCUCAUGCAAAUGUUGCUGGGGUGCCUAUUAUCAUAGCCAUCAAUAAGGUAGAUAAGGAUGGAGCAAAUCCAGAAAGGGUAAUGCAAGAGCUUUCUUCUGUUGGCCUUAUGCCAGAAAUUUGGGGUGGUCACAUCCCUAUGGUUCAGAUCAGUGCUCUUAAAGGUGAGAACAUUGAUGAAUUGCUGGAGACUGUUAUGCUUGUAGCAGAGAUGCAAGAAUUGAAAGCCAACCCAAAAAGAAAUGCUAAAGGCACCAUUAUAGAAGCAGGUCUUGAUAAAGCAAAGGGAGCUGUCGCCUCACUUAUUGUGCAAAAUGGAACUCUUAAAAAGGGUGACAUUGUAGUUUGUGGUGAAGCUUAUGGAAAGGUGCGCGCUAUGUUUGAUGAUAGAGGAGGCCGUGUUGAUGAAGCUGGACCGUCAAUGGCAGUACAGGUCAUUGGUUUGAAUAGAGUUCCUAUUGCCGGUGAUGAAUUUGAGGUUGUUGAAACUCUUGAUCUUGCACGUGAAAGGGCAGAACUUCGUGCAGAAUCAUUAAGGGUUGCACGGAUAUCUGCAAAGGCAGGGGAAACAAAGGUCACCCUAUCUUCCAUUGCUUCUGCUGUCGCGAUGGGAAAACAAGCAGGUCUAGACAUGCAUCAGCUGAAUAUCAUUUUAAAGGUUGACGUUCAGGGUUCAAUUGAGGCCAUCAGACAAGCUCUUCAAGUCCUCCCUCAAGACAAUGUUAACUUGAAGUUCCUCCUUCAAGCUCCAGGGGAGGUUACCACUAGCGACGUUGACCUGGCUGUUGCUUCUGAGGCCAUUAUAUUUGGUUUCAAUGUAAAAGUACCCGGUUCAGUAAAGAGCUAUGCAGACAAAAAGACUGUCGAGAUUCAUUUAUAUAGAGUCAUUUAUGACCUCAUAGAUGACAUGAGGAAUGCAAUGGAAGGACUUUUAGAGUCUGUUGAGGAACAAAUACAAAUAGGAACAGGAGAGGUUAGAGCAACAUUCAGUAGUGGCAGCGGACGUGUUGCUGGAUGCAUGAUCACCGAGGGAAAGGUAGUGAAAGAAUGUGGUGCCCGGGUUAUUCGAAAUGGGAAGAUUAUUCACAGUGGUACAGUUGAUUCUUUGAGGCGGGUGAAGGAAGAUGUGAAAGAGGUUGGUGCUGGACUUGAGUGUGGUAUUGGUGUUGAUGAUUUUGAUGAUUGGGAAGCCGGAGAUGUUAUAGAGGCCUUCAAUACAGUGAAGAAACAACGCACGCUCGAGGAAGCAUCUGCUUCUGUCACAGCUGCAUUAACUAGAGCUGGUGUUGAUUUGUGAAGCAGUAAAGCAUUCAUAAUUAACAUUUAUGGUGGAUUUGAGAUUGUAAAGCAUCCCCCAGAUGGUGGUCCAAAGAAAGUUCAUUGCUGAUUUAGCUCUCGGCAGGCCAGUUUGCCUACCAAAUCUUUACUUAUCUUUGAUAACGCUGUGGUUCUCGUGGUUCUCGGCCGUAAAGCUCAUACCCUUCUUUGGGCUCUGCAGAGAAGGCAGUCACUAAACUUCUCAACGGCAACCUGUACUUAAUAGUGACAGUCAGAAUGCUGUUUGAUAUUUUAUAAUUUGCAUUCCUUUGGCCUAUGUAUAAAGAGGUUGUACAUGAAAUAAUGGGGAAACUAUACAAUUCUGUUUUCAGUACCUGCAGUAUUUUUGUACUAACCUCAGACUACAAUCUUUUGGAAAGAUCACUUCAUUUCGUAUUGUUUUUA